Messenger RNA from Melospiza georgiana, 399 nucleotides. It is a transcript of the gene GOLT1A, whose product is annotated as golgi transport 1A. The transcript has 5 exons. The record is from RefSeq and is a predicted model, not a curated record. NCBI's taxonomy places the organism in Eukaryota, Metazoa, Chordata, Aves, Passeriformes, Passerellidae. Gene Ontology annotation, cellular component: membrane; endoplasmic reticulum. The coding region runs from base 1 to 399 and encodes 132 amino acids. Gene Ontology annotation, biological process: retrograde transport, endosome to Golgi; endoplasmic reticulum to Golgi vesicle-mediated transport.
AUGGUGGCCCUGAGCGACUUCCAGCGGAUUGGAGUGGGCCUGGUUGGCUUCGGCCUCUUCUUCCUCCUUUUUGGGAUCCUCCUGUACUUCGACUCGGUGCUCCUGGCUUUUGGGAACCUCCUCUUCCUCUCUGGCUUGGUCUUCAUCAUCGGCUUCCGGAGGACCUUCACCUUCUUCUUCCAGCGGCCCAAGCUGAAGGGCACCAGCUUCUUCUUCGGGGGGCUCAUUGUGGUCCUCAUGCGGUGGCCGAUCCUGGGCAUGCUGCUGGAGGCCUACGGCUUCAUCUCCCUCUUCAGGAGCUUCUUCCCAGUGGCUUUCGGGUUUUUGGGCUCGCUGGCAAACAUCCCGCUGCUGAGCCAGCUCCUGCAGAAGAUGGGGGACAGCGGCUCCAUGGUGUGA